CAGGAGCACUGUAGACGAUGUAUCGCUUGUGUCUUGUCUCCAGCUGUGCAAUGCAAAGAGCGCAGUAUGAGAGUUGGUGCUGCUGUGGAAGGCAGCGAGAGCCGGGAAUCGACCAGACCUAAUUGUCCUGCAUCAAGAUGAAAAGUAACAGCGCGGUUAACUACCGGAAUUCCGUCUAUUUGACUUUCGAAAUAAAAGUUGAAUGUCCUUUUUGGGGGGCUUUAUAAUGCGCAGAAACCUAGCAUAAACGUUGAACGAAGAAAUGUAGAGAAUAGAAGCUGAACAUGUCAUGUGAAAAAAGUGAAUGACUCAAUAAAAUCCGCAAUUUUUCUAGGUGAAGACAAGGUGCGCCCCCCCCCCACACACACACACAGACAAAUGCAUUGAAGCUCAGCUAAAAGUCUAGGUAUAAGCGUAGUCAGAGCAAUGCAUAGUACCUGCCCUGAGCAUAACAACGUGACGUUUGCUCCCCGCUGUUGCUGCACUAGCACCCCCCUCCAACUCCUCCUUUUAUCAUUUCUAAGAGGUCUCAAAAGGGGUCUCACUUAUUAGUCGACCUUCCUGGGUAAUAACCAGCAGUAAUAACGAUCCCUGUUUAGUGUAGUCCAGUAAAUGUACCCAGCACAUCUUUUGAUACCAGCACCAAGCAACCGCAUCUACUUUCUGUGAAACGUUGCCGCUUUGGGCUUUUAUUUUCUCAACAGCAGACCGGAAGCUCUUAGUGUACUGUGUGCAGUUUUGACAAUGUUCCGGAGGAUACGCAUAUUCUCUGAUUUAAGGGGGGAGGUGUGGAACUGCUCGGACUCUCGUUGUUUAGCCGUACCUCUCCGCCGGGAACGGUCGAAAUACUUUCUAGGAUUGAUUUAAGCGCCGUUCUUUUGUAUAAAAAAUAAAUAUAUGUAUAAGACUGGAGGAUAUUUCGUGUUCGGAUAUUGUGUUAGAGCGAGUUGAACAACUUUAGGACAGUUUUCUGAAGUGGGGAGACUGAAUUUCAUCGCAAGCGAAGCCUUUUGGGAUAAAGGGACUGCUGGAAACUGCUGCAUAGCCUGCGCUCUCGUAGUUUCUUCGGACGUGUUUACCCAGUUGAACUUUUCCCCCCCUCUUCUGUCAGAAAGUUUGUUUAAAAGAAGAAGAAGGGGCGAAAAUAUGCGCAAACCUGUUAGCUAAACGUCGAGCUUCGUUAGCGGGAUAAGUCUGGAUAAACAGUUUUCGGGGAAGUUUUCCUCCAUCCAAUCUCAGCUCAUGAGUCUUCCUUAUCUCACCGAGGCUGGCUGUUUCACGGCUCCCCGCCAGUAAGCUGUGGACUGUGGAUGCACUGCUGCUGAUGUCCCAAACACCUGAAUGGAGUUCCAGUCGCACAAAAGCCAACAGUCGUAGCUCCCUCAGCAGGAUGCUGAUGAGGCCAAGUAUACUUCUGUUUCUGGCUUUAUUUGCUCAAGUUUUAAGGACCCAGUGCCGGCCUGCCAGCACUGAUGAAGUAUCUGUGGAAACGCAAGCCGAGCUGUACACCAUUUCCAUUGGGGAUCGUCUCGAUCUCAGUUGCUCUGCCAAGGACUACCUCCAUGCUGUCAACUGGACCAAAGACCAUGUGGCUGUAGUGGAUGGAGAACAUACACGUAUCCGCAAUGGCCAGCUGGAGAUCGAGUCUGUGGAGCUUACUGACUCCGGCCUGUACACAUGCACCACCUUUGGCAACCACAGCAUCUAUUUCAACGUGACAGUUCAUAUCUCGGCUUCAUCUGAGGAUGAUGACGACGGUGAAGAGUCCUCAUCGGAGGAAAACAAACUGCUGGGCAGUCAAAAGCUGAUGCCAAUGGCUCCACAAUGGGCUCAUCCAGAAAAAAUGGAAAAGAAGCUUCAUGCCGUUCCAGCCAGCAAAACUGUAAAGUUUAAAUGCCAGGCCAGUGGCAACCCAACUCCAACUUUGAAAUGGUACAAGAAUGGGAAGGAGUUCAAAAGGGACCAUCGUAUUGGAGGGUUCAAGGUCCGUGACCAUAUGUGGACCAUCAUCAUGGAAUCUGUAGUGCCCUCUGACAAGGGAAACUAUACUUGUGUGGUGGAAAACAAGUAUGGCAGCAUUAAUCACACCUAUCAGCUAGAUGUAGUUGAGCGCUCUCCACACAGGCCCAUCCUGCAGGCUGGCCUGCCAGCUAAUCGCACUGCAGUAGUAGGAAGUGAUGUGGAGUUUGAGUGCAAGGUGUUCAGCGACCCUCAGCCCCACAUUCAGUGGUUAAAACACAUCGAGGUCAAUGGGAGCCGUACUGGUCCAGAUGGGUUACCUUACGUUCGCAUCCUCAAGACCGCUGGCGUUAACACCACGGACAAGGAAAUGGAAGUCCUUCAACUGAGAAAUGUGUCUUUUGAUGACGCUGGGGAGUAUACCUGCUUGGCAGGCAAUUCUAUCGGGUUCUCUCAUCACUCUGCAUGGUUGACCGUUUUUGAAGCGCCCCCACACUACUCUCCAGCCAGCCACACCUACCUGGAGGUGGUCAUCUACUGUGUGGGCUUCUUUUUCAUAGCCGUUAUGAUUGCAAUUGCAAUUAUUGUCAAGAUUCGCACCACCUCCUCAAAGAAGAGUGACUUCAACAGUCAGCUAGCCGUCCACAAGCUGGCCAAAAGCAUCCCUCUGCGCAGACAGGUUUCUGUGGACUCAAGUUCUUCCAUCCACUCUGGAGUGAUGCUAGUCCGUCCCUCCCGCCUCUCUUCCAGUGGCUCUCCGAUGUUGUCUGGAGUGUCCGAGUGUGAGCUGCCGCAAGAUCCUCGCUGGGAGCUUCCUCGGGACAGACUUGUUCUUGGGAAGCCACUGGGAGAAGGAUGCUUUGGCCAGGUGGUGAUGGGGGAAGCGGUUGGUCUGGACAAAGAAAAGCCAAACCGUAUUACCAAGGUUGCAGUCAAAAUGUUGAAAGCUGAUGCAACAGAGAAAGAUUUGUCAGACCUUAUUUCAGAGAUGGAGAUGAUGAAGAUCAUUGGGAAGCACAAGAACAUCAUUAAUCUGCUGGGAGCCUGCACACAGGAUGGUCCUCUAUAUGUGAUAGUUGAAUAUGCAUCCAAGGGCAACUUGCGAGAGUAUCUACGAGCUCGCCGCCCACCGGGUAUGGAGUACUGCUACAACCCUGACCAAGUUCCUGUGGAGAAUGUGUCUAUCAAAGAUCUGGUGUCCUUCGCUUACCAAGUGGCCCGGGGCAUGGAGUAUUUGGCUUCCAAAAAGUGCAUCCACAGAGACCUUGCAGCUCGCAAUGUUUUGGUAACUGAUGACAAUGUGAUGAAAAUAGCUGACUUUGGCCUAGCAAGAGAUAUCCACCACAUCGACUAUUAUAAGAAGACCACCAAUGGUCGUUUGCCAGUGAAGUGGAUGGCUCCAGAGGCUCUGUUUGACCGAAUAUACACACACCAAAGUGAUGUCUGGUCAUUUGGGGUGCUGCUUUGGGAGAUCUUCACACUAGGAGGCUCUCCAUAUCCUGGCGUUCCAGUGGAAGAGCUGUUCAAGCUGCUGAAGGAAGGUCACCGUAUGGACAAGCCUUCAACAUGUACACAUGAGCUGUAUAUGAUGAUGAGGGAUUGCUGGCAUGCUGUGCCUUCUCAGAGACCCACAUUCAAACAACUAGUAGAGGACCUGGAUCGUGCUCUAGCCAUGACAUCCAACCAGGAGUAUUUGGAGCUUUCAGUACCUUUGGACCAAUAUUCGCCCAGCUACCCGGACACCCGGAGCUCCACCUGCUCGUCCGGAGAGGACUCUGUUUUCUCGCAUGAUGCCGGAGCGGAGGAGCCAUGCCUGCCCAAGUUCCCUCCUCACUCCAAUGGGGCAGCCAUCAAGAAACGCUAAUACCUCCUGUUCUUUCAGACCAACACUGACACUUUCUCCACUCCCUGCCUCACGGGGUUGGACUCCUCCCCAUAUUCCCAGAGAUGAAGCUAAAAAGAAGAAAAAAAAUAAAAAAAAAUUAUUAUUUUUUUUAAACCCACUGGUGCUUUGCGGAGAGGGAGCUCGGAGACACCUUGUUGAGCUUGCUUGGAUCACAUGAACUGCAAAUUGCAGCAAUUUCCCACUUCUUGUUGGUGACUGUGUUCAUGAGCACUUUGUAUUACCGGGACUGGCUCACAGCACCAGAAAGAGACUGACUUUUCUCAUCACUCUGGGCAUUCCGAAGUCGGGCAGGAGGAUCGAAGGGACCGAUUAUGUUGGGGUUUUAUACGUUUGGGUUUAUUUGUUCGUCAAUGUGUGUUUGAUCAGAGGUGAAGGGCAGCACUCUGCUUUUCAGACCAAAUCAGAGAAGAUACUACAGAGAGAUGUGCAGCACCGUGGUCCACUGCACCACUCAUUAUCAUCUUGUACAUACAGUUAGGAAUUUAUGAAUACAAAUAUAUAUUUACACUGUAUUCUUAUUUUUAUUACCAUAAUUGACGUACUUUAUUUUGUACAAGGAUGCUUCUGCUUGAUCCAUUUUUGACUUUAGUCUUUAGGGGCAGUUGUUCCAUGAGGGUAUUUUAAAAAUUGAUAACGAUUACAUGGCCAUUUUUCUUGCUCACUGUGUCACAGUUCUGAGUUAACCCCCCCAGUAUAUUGGAUGUCCUUCCAGCAGGUGUGUGUGUGUGUGUGUGUGUGUGUGUGUGUGUGUGUGUGUAUGUAUGGUCUUUUCAUUUAACUUCAAGGAUGGUCACAACUGUAAAUAUUUCUGGUUGUAUGCCAUGCUUGUUAAUAUCCAGAACAAUUUGCUUCAGUCAUGGACUCCCACCGUGCGUACCUUCUCAUGUGAUGAACUUGUUUCCUACUGUAAAUGCUUUAACAGGGGUUACAUUUGCUGCCAUAUAACUUCUGACAAAAGGGUUGCAGAACACGUAUGUCAUCGUAAAAAAGGAUUACAUUAAAUAAAAAUGCUGUUGAUA
Molecule: messenger RNA, 4884 nt
Organism: Pelmatolapia mariae (spotted tilapia)
Lineage: Eukaryota; Metazoa; Chordata; Actinopteri; Cichliformes; Cichlidae
Gene: fgfr1a
Product: fibroblast growth factor receptor 1a
Exons: 19
Coding region: 1325-3823 (832 amino acids)
Biological process (GO): fibroblast growth factor receptor signaling pathway; positive regulation of cell differentiation; multicellular organism development
Cellular component (GO): plasma membrane; signaling receptor complex
Molecular function (GO): fibroblast growth factor receptor activity; fibroblast growth factor binding; ATP binding
Source: RefSeq, a predicted model, not a curated record